CAGAAAUUUUGGUUAUUCGCGUGGAUUUGAUUAAUGAGCUUGACAUUGACAGCUGAUAUACCAUAUCAAAUGAAAUAUGGCGGCGAUGUUUUUUCCAGUCAAAUUAUCCAGUCACACACACGUUCCUGUCACAAGUUCUUUCUGUUUUCUGUGUAUCUUCUGUGUAUCUUGAGGUUAUGGUGUGAAUAUUUCACGAUUGCCUGCGUGACUUUAUUGCAGUUGCAUCAUUUUAAAGAAAGUAUUGAUAUUGAUAAGAUAAAAGAUGUCUGGUGAAAACAACGCUCCAAUCUACACGUCUGACAGUCGUGGUGACGAUGCUACUGGAGAUGGCACUGAGGAAAAGCCCUUUAAGACUAUCCUACAGGCUAUGCGAAAGGCUGGCAGCGAGCCUUUCCCUGUCAUCUAUGUAGACAGCAAAGAAGAAGGGAAGAAAUACGAGGUGGUUGCUAAAGCCCAACUCAAGAAACAGCAAAAAAUCUGGGUAAGAGAGUGCUACAAGCUAGCUGAUGGACAGAAAAGAGAAGAUGAGGAUACAGAGAAGCGCCUGAAAAACCUGGAGGAAGCUAAGCUAAUUGUUAUUGAGGAAGACAAGUCAUUGUCAGAAGCAAAGAAAAUCAAAAUUCACGAUGGACAUAAGUUUAGAAACCAGAGAGUUAAAAUAUAUGGUUGGGCUCAUAGAAUCAGAAGGCAAGGAAAACAUUUGAUGUUCAUCACUUUGAGAGAUGGUACAGGAUUUUUACAAAGUGUGUUAAAUGACAAACUUUGUCAGACUUACAAUGCUGUAUUACUACAAACAGAGUCGUCCAUCAUUUUAUAUGGAACCUUAAAAGAGUUGCCAGAGGGAAAGACAGCACCUGGAGGACAUGAGUUAAUUGUAGACUACUGGGAACUCAUUGGUCUAGCACCACCAGGUGGUGCUGAUGCCAUUUUGAAUGAACAAGCUCUCCCAGAUGUUCAAGCUGAAAACCGACAUAUUAUGAUCAGAGGUGAAAAUACAUCAAAAAUUCUGCGGAUGCGUUCUGUACUUAUGCAAGCUUUCAGAGACCAUUAUCUAGCACGAGGGUACUGUGAAAUUACCCCACCAUCAAUUGUUCAAACCCAAGUAGAAGGUGGCGCAACUUUGUUUAAACUGGAUUAUUUUGGUGAAGAAGCUUAUCUAACUCAAAGCUCUCAGUUGUACCUGGAAACAUGCUUGCCAUCAAUGGGGGAUGUAUUUUGUAUAGCAGAGAGCUUCAGAGCUGAACAAAGUAGAACUAGAAGACAUCUAGCAGAAUAUACCCAUGUCGAAGCCGAGUGCCCCUUUAUCGGUUUUGAAGACCUGUUGGACCGUCUUGAAGAUCUUAUCUGCGAUGUAGUUGAUAGGGUUUUGAAAUCACCAUAUGGUAGCAUAGUUUAUGAACUGAACCCAGAUUUCAAGGUGCCAGAACGACCAUUUAUGCGAAUGAACUAUUCUGACGCUAUUAAAUAUCUGAAAGAGAACAAUAUUACAAAGGAGGAUGGGAGCUUCUACGAAUUUGGUGAGGUGAGAAGAUAUAAAGCUGAUGGAGGUUCAUGGACAUUCCAGAAAUGCCAGAGAGAAAGAUGACUGACCAAAUCAAUAAACCAAUUAUGUUGUGUAGGUUUCCAGCUAACAUUAAGUCAUUUUAUAUGAGCAAAUGUCCAGAAGACAAACAAUUAACUGAAAGUGUUGACGUCCUGUUGCCUAAUGUGGGAGAGAUUGUUGGAGGCUCUAUGAGGAUUUGGGAUUUGGAGGAGUUGAUGGAAGGAUUUGUAAAGCCAGUAAUAUCAGCCGUUGUUCAUGCAAAGAUACGUUAGCUGUCAGUUAGUUAUAAAAUGUGACAAGUUCAUAUUUAUGUUUCUGGUGAAGAUAUGGUGAGGCUUACUAAAUAAAGAUAAGAUAUUUACUGAAGAUGUUUAUACAAAGCAUCUGCUUGCACAUGAGAAGGGUAGGUGAAAUCUAAGGUAUACAGAACCUUAGAGUCUGUCACUACAGGAGACUUGUUGAAUGGCUCCCGCAAAGGGAAAAAUAGUAUGUGCAGGAUACUCCUAGAAAAUUAUAGCAAAUACAUCAUUUCUUGAUAAAAUUAAUCUACAGAUCCGACUUUUUUAGAUCUGUAUUUGACAUGUUGCCUUUAACAACAUUGUGUUAUAUCAGAGUUAUGCAGCCUUUUAUUUCACACGUACGGAGACAAAGGCCACCUCAUAGAAUAAAAUAAAGCAGUCUUUGGGAGCGAAAAAUGAGGAAUGAUUUCAGAGUUUGAAAAUAUACAGUACCUGUAGACACUUAUUUUGGGUCCGUGUUUACAUGGAUAUAAAAGUGCGGUUACGGAAUUAGAAUGAGCAUUACUCGCGCUGUUCUCCAAAUACCGCUUGAAAUUCACAAAUGGGCGAUCGAAAGUGGAAAACUGCAUUGGUGGUACAAACGAGAAGGCAUCAGCCCUGAUCCAUACUUCUGGUACACUGAUCAACGAAAAUAUGGUACCUGCCCACACGGAGGCUAUGGGCUCGGAUUGGAACGAUUUUGUUGUUGGCUACUGAACAGAUACCACAUCAGGGAAGUUUGUCUCUAUCCAAGAUAUCUGCACCACUGUAAACCAUGAAUUACAGUUUUCAACCUCUGCAUUUCUACGAGCAUUUUUAUUUGAUUAAUUCUGAUUUAUAAUUACAUUUUGGUUUAUACGUAACGUAAUUAAAUGUAUAUGAAUGCCUGGAAUCCGUUCUUUAUUACACGUGGCAGAAAUCUGCUUUAGGGCAUCA
Messenger RNA from Acanthoscelides obtectus, 2757 nucleotides. The record is from the annotation of a GenBank genome assembly. NCBI's taxonomy places the organism in Eukaryota, Metazoa, Arthropoda, Insecta, Coleoptera, Chrysomelidae.